This is a messenger RNA of Caenorhabditis remanei, 378 nucleotides long. RefSeq lists its product as uncharacterized. Bases 1 to 378 code for a protein of 125 amino acids. The transcript has a single exon. Lineage: Eukaryota; Metazoa; Nematoda; Chromadorea; Rhabditida; Rhabditidae. The record is from RefSeq and is a predicted model, not a curated record.
AUGGAGGAAGUUCUCGUAGGAGGUUAUGGUGGGAUCGAAACGACUCGAGAGACUCCCGUGGAAGCUAUGGAGUUAGAAGUGAUUCAAGAAAUUGGAGGAUAUAGAAGAAAUGAAUCUCGUGGUAGCUGUGGAGGUCGCGAUGAAAGCAGAGGAAGACGCGAUUCGUAUGACUCCCGUCAAAGUGGUGGCGAUUCGAGUGGACCUGACUACAACGCCCAGGAAGUUGCUGAAGUAGAGAAAGCUGUUAGAGAUAACAAGAAUCUCGUAAACACUUUCGAUCAGGUCCUUAAAGGUAUUUUCGUAGAAGCUAUCCACUUGAAUGGUAGUUCAAAAAUUAUCUGUGUUGCAGGAGUUUCAGAAGUUACUGCUGAAAGGUGA